UCGUUAAGUUAAUCGAAACUCUUAGUUUGCUGCUGUUGCACUUUCGUUAGGCGUUGUUUCUUUUUGUUAAAGUUUUUUUAUUUGGUCCCAAUGGCCCCACAGCCGGUGGUAACGGGCCUGUCGCCGAAGGAGGGUCCACCCGGUACACGUGUCAUCAUACGCGGCGAGUUCCUGGGCACUCGCAUCCAAGAUCUGAUCGGUCUUAAAAUUUGCGGCUCCGAUUGCCUGUUGUCCGCCGAGUGGAAGUCGUCCAACAAAAUCAUUGCACGCAGUGGACCAGCUAAAGGCAAGGGUGACAUCAUUGUUACAACGCUCAGUGGCGGCGUCGGCACUUCAACAGUGCAAUUUCGAGCCUAUCACGAAACAAUCGGACCUCUCAAGGAGUCGGCUGUGUGGAUUGAGGAGUCGCCAUCACAGAAUUUUGCCUGGGGUCGGCGUACACUCGCCCAGUCUGGACUCACGCAAGAGGAUCCGCUGGGUCUGUCCAUCGAGGGCAAUGAGCAGAAAAUUCCCGAAGAUUUGCGUGAUUUGAUUCCCGACGCUUGUGGAGAUUUGUCGCAAGAAAAUUUCUCGCCUGCCUGGUUUUUGCUAGAGAAUCAUUUGGCCACGUCGUUUGAGGAUUUGAAAGCUGGCUUGGCUUACUUGAAGCGCAAGGUGGAGAGUCAAAAGGAGGGACAGCUGUCGUUUCUUAAAUCAAAUGCUGGUUCGGUCAUUGAUCAGUUGGACACGCUGAUGAACAUACGCGAUAAGCUGCAAGAGGAUGUCAAGCUGCAUGGCAGCGAGCCACUCAACAUACUGGAGCAGUCCAUCGAGAACUCCAUCAGUGAAUCCCAAAAGAUCUUUACUGAUGUGCUGGUACGCAAGGAGAAAGCCGACUCCACACGCUCGGUGCUCUUUGCGCUCUCCCGCCACAAAUUUCUCUUCUGUCUGCCCAAUGCCGUCGAUCGCCGUGCGAAGGCAGCCGAAUACGACAUAGUCGUAAAUGAUUAUUCGCGUGCUAAGAACUUGUUUGGCAAAACCGAGAUACACAUCUUUCGCCAGGUGCUGGAGGAGGUUGAUCAACGCAUACUGCUCAUACGACGGCAGCUGCACGAAAAGGUUGUCAAGAUGCCACAAAGCGUUGAGCAACAGAAGAAACUUAUCAAGGCUUUGUCAAGUUUGGAACUACAGCAGAGCGGCACAACCGUUGGGGAUCGUUUGCGCAAUACGGAUCCCGCCUGGGACGCCAUUGAGGCGCGUGCUAAGUUCUUGGAGGCCACUUUCCGCCAGACGUUUGAGCAGCAUGCCAACAAAGAGGCGAAUGUGCAGGAAAAGUCCAAAAGUCGUGAUCCCAGCCAGCCCCCCAGUCGCGUCAAUUUCUGUGAAGAGCUUUGCGACAUUGCCGCCUGUCAGCUGCCAGAUUUGUGGCGCCUUGGACAGUUCUACUUCACGGGGGAUCUGCGUGGCCCUCAUGAUCCUAAGCCGGGUGAUUUUAAGCGCAUGGUGUUGACGGCCAUCGAGAAGUUCUGUGUGUAUUUGAGGUUGGCCAUUCUCAUUGCUGCUGAUCAACGUGCUUUGCGUCAGACGAGUGGACUCGCCUGGCCCAUUGGCUCUUCGUCGGCUACACAUCAUUUUCUACCCUGGGUGCCACAAUGUUUGCGUUACACAAGGAUUGCUUACGCCACGUUGAUUGGAUUGGACUUACCCUCGGAAGCAUUGGAUAUUAUACAGCGAUUGAUUGAUGAGGUGCGUCUGUUUUGUUUCUCUAUCAUAUUUAAACGCGCUACGGAUCGUUGCAAGAAACUGGAUGCGCUGGAGACGUGGGAAAUGAGUGUGGAAGAGUAUCCAGGUGCAACUUCAUUGCCAGCUGCCUUGGAGUCGCUACUAGUCGAGACCUUGGAAGAGGUGCAAACGGUUUGCAUGCAGCCUGAGGCACGUGAGGGAAAUCUGCUGGAACCACAUUCGGAUGGUCAGCGCGAGGUAACACAGCGACUGCAAGAGCUGCUCUCCGCGUUUAGCGGAGUGAUUGCAGAGCUGGCGUUUGCCAGCCACGAUGAUGAGACGCCCACGCACAAUGUAUCGCAACUGCUUGGCUUUCCCAAUGCCCAGCAACCUGAGUCGGUGUCGGGUGUGGGAAACUCGGUGGGCGCCGCAGUCAACUGGGAGCAACGGAUGCUGUGCUGCUUAGCCAACUAUGCGUACUGUAACAAGAGCUUCUUUCAUCAUCUGGGCAAUUUGUUUGUGCGCUAUGGAUAUCCACUGCCAACGCUUGCUAUUGAGUCAGCACGCUACAAUGUAAAUCAGUUAUUCACGAAUUUGCUGGAGGAAUAUGUGGAGCACAAGGGUGAUCCGCUGGUGGGCACCAUUGAGCCCUCAAUGUAUUUGGGACGCUUUCAAUGGGAUCAUGAGAUGGAAAUUGGUGCUGGACAAUUGCGUCCCUAUGCGCAUGAAUGCUGCGACAAUUUGGUGGGCGUAUACUCGGAAAUUUAUAGCAUUUCACCGACGCUACUGCGUCCCAUUCUCGAGUCCAUUGUGCAGACCAUCUCCGAGGAGUUGGCACGUCUUAUGAGUUGUGUGCAGCGCUUUAGUCACACGGGUGCGAUCCAAGCACAUGUGGACAUUCGUCUGCUUCGCGAUGCCCUCGAGAACUACACUAACGAGACGGCCAAAAACUACUUUUUGGAGGCACUGGAGGCCAUUAGUCCGCCGCUGAAUGGCGAACAGAAGCGCAAAGCGGAUGAAAUACUGGAGCGUGUGAAGCGCAACAUGCGACUGCAGUUGCUCUGCUUUGCGGUUAAGGAGCCUUAAGCAU
Molecule: messenger RNA, 2791 nt
Organism: Drosophila nasuta
Lineage: Eukaryota; Metazoa; Arthropoda; Insecta; Diptera; Drosophilidae
Gene: Sec5
Product: exocyst complex component secretory 5
Exons: 4
Coding region: 91-2787 (898 amino acids)
Biological process (GO): Golgi to plasma membrane transport; exocytosis
Cellular component (GO): exocyst
Source: RefSeq, a predicted model, not a curated record